GUUGCAUCCUGGGAUCAAGGUCAAAGUUCAACAAUAGUUGAUGGUUUCACAUCAACUGUUUUUGCCACAUUUUCACCAAUUUUACACCGUUUCUGGCUAGUGAUGAUAACGACAAGCACCGUCCUUGGACGAUUUCGCCACAGACAUGAAGACCCCGCUUUUUGAAGUGGUUAGCCUGCUGAGAACUCGCCCAUCGGCACCCAAGAGGGGCGCGUCCGGAUCCAGCGGACCUUCCAUCAACCUCUGUAACUGGUGGCAGGAGGGGAAGAGGGCCCUUCUUGUGUUGCUGUGUGAUAAUGGAUUCCUGUUACUCCAGCACAUAGUUGAGGGGAGGAAAGUGAACACCCGACAGCUACCAUGGUUUCAGCACCCAGGCAAGGCUAUCCGCGCCAUGGCGCUGGACCCGCGGGGGGCGUGGCUGAUGUGUGCAGGUGUGAGAGGAUACCUGUACAUCGUCCCAGCACUGCUUCUCCUGGAUCCAUCAGCAGCUGUCAAAGUCCUGUGGAACAAGGAUGAUGUCACAGAGGUCAAACCAACCAUCAGACAUGCUCCUCCAACCUGCAUUGAAUGGUGGUACACCUUUGAUGACAAACAGAUAGCUAUCAUUGGUACUGAGAUAGGAGAACUGGUGUUUGUAGACCUGAUACUGGGAAGAGAGGUGGGCAAUACACAGGUCAGGGAAUAUGUGGCAACAAUGGACCUCAUCAGGGAUGACAACCACUCCACAGUACAUCUGCUGGUGCAGACCCAGUCAGGUAUCCAGUGGAGACUCCUCCUGGAGCAGCGCUCCUCCAUCCUGCCGGAGUCUCCAGGGACGGCCUCUGGUCUGGGGUUUGAGAUGGUGGAUGCUAUAGACAGCUUCCUCCACACAGACGAGCUGCGGCCAGAGUUUACACCUGAGGUGCUGAACCAGUUCACUGAUGAUGUCAGACUGUCUACCCAGCAGGCUAAGGGCUGUAGUCUGCUGAUGGCACAGGACAGGGGCAGGGCUGUGUGUAAGGUGUAUGACAGUGGGCUGCAGAGGUCUGCCCUGUAUGUGUACAGACUGCCUCACGACUCCUCACACAUCCUGCUCACAGACAGACUCAUGUUUGUCACCACAGCUGACAGGGACACACAGGUGAAGUUGAAUAUAGUGUCUAACCAGAUGUCUGAGACCUCGGCUGAGGAGGCACAGACGGAGGAAACCAACCUGCACUCAGUCAUCCAGAGUUUCACCCUCCCACCCCAGGAGCAGGUCAUCGCCCUGUACAGGAAGACAUUUCCUCCUGAUCUCCUCAAGAAACUGGAAAGUCUUCACAGCCAAUCACAGGGCAGGACUCCCAGCAACCAAUCAGAAGAAAAGGUGGAUCUAGCAAGCCAAUCACAGGACAUGGUUCAUGGCAACCAAUCAGAAGACAAGGGUGUUCUAGCCAGCCAAUCAGCUAAGGCUUCUCCAUCCAUGAAUGUUGACCAAUCAGAGGCAGACUUGACCAAGAUAGACUUUACUCAAGGAACCCUUCUUGAGGGUUGUGUGGUGGUGACUUCAGCAGGAGUGUAUGAGUGUAGACCCAGAACAGUCCCAGAGCAGCUGUUCCUUGAUCUGGCUGUAACGGCAGGAGACACUGUAGCAGCUGAGAGACUGGGCAUCACUCUAGGGCUGGACAUGAACAUGUUAUAUGAGGUGUCAGCUGACUGUAUGCUGUCCCGGGGAGAGGUUGCACAGGCUGUGAAGCUGUACCAGCUGUCCAAGGCCCCGCACAACAAACGCAUAAAAAAGUUGGCCCAGUAUGGUCACAUGACUGAGGUCAUGACACACCUGAAGCAGGUACUUAGUAAACCAGGGGAGCUGCCAGCUAAGGAAGAGAAGCAGCUGUGCGACUGUGCCCUGCACUGUUACACCCAGCAGAUCCUGCAGCACCCGGACAGACCCGCCAUCAUGGAGGGUUUCAGGGAGUUCCUCAUGGAUAACUUCCACUACGAUGAACAGGCAGCACUGCAGCUGCUGGCCUCACAGGGCCUGCAGGAGCUGCUGUUUGAGGUGGCUAAGGCCCGUGCCCUGGUGCCUACAGCCCUGGAGCUGUUGGCCCAACAGGGCACCCUGCACCUGCGCGGGCCCAUCCUGUCCGACCUGCUCAGUAGAGGCUACAGCCAGGCCAUCUGUACAGCUGCUGCAGGUGCCUUCCUCAAGGCCCUGUCGUCGGGGGAGACAGUCAGGGUACUGCUGACCCAGCCUGACCUGGCACUGGCUCACACAGGCAUGCUGUACUCCUGUGUGCCCCAGCUGGAUGACAGUACACUGCUGAGCCUAGCCAGGGUGUUUGACCCCUCCCGACCUCAGGUCUCCAGGGCUCUUCACAUGGCCAGGGCCAGACACAGAACCACCUCCUCCUCAAGCAUCCUGUCCAUCAGCAGUCUGGACAGUGACCAGUCCCACCCAGACCCAGGCAGCCGGGCAGCCACAGCCCGCGAGCUGGUGCAGUUCUUCCUCUAUGUGCUCAUUGUGAUCAACUACAGGAGAGACCACCAUUGUGAACACGGUGGCCCAGAGACAGCUGGUGAGGUGCCUGUAAAAAGGAAACCUCCACUUUCACAGGCAGCUGUGGUGUCCUGUGGACAACAGCAUGUGGCACUUUUAACAGAGGAGGGAGUUUACACCUGGGGGAAGCCCCACCAGGGCCGGCUGGGACACGGUCAGCUGCUGGGGGACAGUGGGUAUGUGCCGCCCAUGCGGGUGGAGACCCUGUCCAUACAGCGGGUACAGGUCAUGGCUGUGUCAUGUGGGCAGGACCAUACACUGGCACUGUGUGACAAUGGGCAGGUCUAUGCGUGGGGUUCUUCAACCUACGGUCAGCUGGGUUUGGGAGACUGGGACAGACAGACCCACCCGACCCUGGUCACCCAGCUGAAGGAUGUGUUUUGUGUUGCUGUGGCAACAGGACAGUACCAUUCUACAGCCCUGGAUGGGGAGGGAAGGGUGUGGACCUGGGGCUGGGGUGUACAUGGGCAGCUGGGUCAGGGGAACGCAGAGAACCUGAACAAACCUCACCUGGUGGCAGCAGUACAGAACGCUGUCCAGGUGUCUACUGGGUAUGCACACACUGCAGUGCUGACCAGGAGUGGAGAGGUCUUUACAUUUGGAUGUGGUCUCCAUGGCCAGCUGGGACACGGUGCUACCGACAAAGUCAGCAUCCCCCAGAGAGUGCAGGGGAUUAUGGGUAAAGUCGCUCAAGUUGCCUGUGGACUCUUUCACACGGUGGUGGUCACAUCCAGUCAGCAGGUGUACACCUUUGGUCGCCACCCCCAAGUGUGGAAGCAGUACCUACAGAACAGCCGCCGACAGGCCCGUGCCAGCACCUCCUACACACAGAGCCCCGCCAAACACGCCAUGGGGCUGUCAGGGGAGCUCUUCAAGCCCCUGUGGGUACAGUGCAGGGUGGAGGGGAGGAUCAGGCAGGUGGUCGCUGGUGCUGUACACAAUAUGCUGUUAACCUCCUCGGGUGAGGUGUUCUCCUGGGGCAUGAACAACUGUGGACAGCUGGGACAUGGUGGAAGGUCAGAGGUCACCAUUCCUAAGGUAGUGCAUGUGCUGUCAGGGAAAUCGGUGGUCGCCAUAGCAGCGGGAGAGGACUUCUCUGUAGCUGUGGACAGAUCAGGCAAGGUUUGGGUGUGGGGCAGGAACAGCCAUGGUCAGCUGGGGAUAGACAUGAAGCAGAGCUCCUCCUCCUCUUCUUCAUCCUCAUCACUGGGGAUCUCCUCUUUCAUUGGUCGAGAUGUCCUCACACCCCUGCAGCUCCAGGGCAUCCCUGGUGCCAUCGUGCUGAGAGAAGAGGAGGAUCAUGAUGUCAGUGGUGAAGAUGAAGAGAGCCUGGAGGACCCAGAGGAUGAUGCCGGUCUGCCUGAUCUGUCUACAGUAGACAAGGGUGGUCCCGCCUACGGCAGACAGGCUCUGAGAGCUGCCAUCAAACACUUAGGGACAUUCUACCAGCCACAUGAUGUCGUCAGGCUGUGUCAGGACUAUGAGGACUGGGCCAGUGCUGCAGACAUCUAUGAUGAGCUCAGCCUUUUCCCACAGGCUUUGGUAUACAGACUGAAGGCACUCAAAAGAGCUGAUUCAGAGAUCUCGUCUGAUGAAGCUGUCAAUCACGUGUCUUCUUACAUCACCAUGGUGAUAGAGGACAGUACUGGAGGGUUGGAUUCCAGUCAAAGACACCAGCAGCUUUUAGAAGGAGUGGUUGAGUUCUGGCAGGAGGCAGGUCUGGAGACGGCUGGGCUGGAGCCUGUGUUAGAAACACACCUGCCUACACUGGCCUGUCCACUCUUCAUGGUGCUGCACAGGAAGAGGGAGACACAGACUGCUGGGGAGGCUACAUCUACAAAGUCUGUCAGUUUCUCCACAACCUUCCAUCUGAAGCUGACCUCAGCUGUCACUCAGCAGAUCAUGCAGGGAAAGGUUCCUCUGGAGCAAGAAGAGGCCUUACAAGAAGCAAUACUUGGAUCCAACCACAGCAGCCUGCUCCCGUUGCCUAGCAACUCGGACAACCUAGUUCCGGAGGACAAGCUGUGGCAGGAGAUCAUGCAUAACCUCCAGAAGGAUGCUGGGAAGAGGGGGUGCAUCCAGCUGUCCCAGAGCGAGGCUGAGGCCGUGUUCGGUGACCGGAGGCCGAAGGAGGAGUCGCGGAUCCCGCAGAAGGCUGUGUUCUUCACCUGUGGACAUUCGUAUCGCGAGGAGGAUUAUCGGGAGGAGGUGUACAGGUUUGAGAGUCGCAUGAAGGCCCACAGCGCCCCCCUCCCCCUCACCACCAGACUGCUGUGUGACCAUUUCAACACAAACACACAGAUCCCCAUGGCCUGUCCCAAAUGUGUCAUCAACACUGUUCUCAGUGACUGAGUCAAAGGCCAAUAAGUAGCACUAUCAAGUAGCUUUUAAGUUUGCAGUAAGACAAAGGUCAAGAUUUUGCAGUAUUAAAGACACAACCAGAAACUACACCAAAUGUAAGUUUGCAGCUUUCACCACAAAAACCAUAAACAUGAAACCACUGCCAAUUUUUCACAAUUUACAGUAUACUGUAAGUAUCAUCAACAUCAUUCCAUUAUAUAGGUAACAAAAUUUGUUUUCUUCGUUACAAAUCACAAAUCAAGUGUAAUCAGACAGAAAUAUACUAUAUAGUAACCAGACAGACACAAUAGUUGUAAGCAUUGCAGAAGACAUUACAUAAUUACCAACCAUUAAUGUUGGUUACAUAGGUCAAGCUAGAUGAAUAAGUAGACAUUUCAAAGACUCAUCUUGUACUAAGUACAGUACAGCUCAAAGUAGUUACCAGCUAGAUAUCAGGAUAUCAGUCCUGCAAUAAGUUUUCAGCAAAGCAAUGAUGACAUUCUGGAAAAGUACACUAGAGAAUAUGUUUGUUUUUUAUUUGAUUUUGUUACUUGCGAGGUCAAGUAGUAGAAACACAUGA
Branchiostoma floridae (Florida lancelet) is the source of this 5438-nucleotide messenger RNA. RefSeq lists its product as uncharacterized. Gene Ontology annotation, molecular function: guanyl-nucleotide exchange factor activity. The transcript is spliced from 30 exons. NCBI's taxonomy places the organism in Eukaryota, Metazoa, Chordata, Leptocardii, Amphioxiformes, Branchiostomatidae. The coding region runs from base 146 to 4870 and encodes 1574 amino acids. The record is from RefSeq and is a predicted model, not a curated record. Gene Ontology annotation, cellular component: cytoplasm.